CCGUGGAGCUGUGUGCCUUACGAUGUCGUGAAACUUCGGCCCACCUCAUGGAGAUACGUCAAGCAUGCUGGGCAUCUCCCGAGUCAACAACGCCUUAUGGAAUCUGCCGAUACUUCCCAACGAAUAUAAAGGCUUCCCUUAUACGUAUCGCCGCCCUUUGCUUUUCUUUAUUUUCGAUCCGAGGUUUUCAACUUUCCUGCUAAAUAACCUUUCAUACUAUCGUCGAAUUCUACAACGCCAAGCGAUAGCAGAGGUGUGACAUGUCCAGAUCCCUUGACACAGCAAUGAACUCCAGUCAGGAAAUGGUUGACUGCGGCCAGCAGGAGAUGUCUCAAACUCAAGGUCGGAGCAAAACGAGCCUCGCCUUUAUAAUGAGACAACGCCUGAGACGAGCAUUUUCGAUUAAUAUGAUAUUCAGCCUUCAGCGUCUAACAGAAAAGUGGGUAGCCUCGUUAGAAACCGGACAUUGGCCAUCAACCCGGGGCCAAGGAAGGGCACAUAUUAGUGGAGGCUGCUAUCUUCUUAAACUGCCGACGGAAUUACUCCUACACAUCAUAUCCCAUUUAUCAGAGGUUUCUCGAGCGACCCUUGCCUUGACUUGCAGGAAAUUGUUCCUACUAGAUUAUGCCGUUUUAAACUCAGAAUGCCUGUCUUUCAGUCAUGACUUUGCCCCGCUAUUCAAACACUAUCGCAACGAGUACAACUUAGCAACUCCCCGGUGGGAACUCAUCAAACUUCUACAAAACAGACGCUGGCUCGCUUGUUCCAGAUGCUUACAGCUACAUACGCCGACUUCCUUUCCCCAGCGAGAACGGAAACAUCAGCCUGAAGACAGAGGCUGUAACCUGGGGAGUUUCGCAGGUGUUGUUGACUUAUGUCCAUGCAUCAAGUUGACCUUUCGUGGGAAAAUGAAUCUUGUUGAGCUUCUGCGAGUGCGACAGAAGGCUCUGACAGCUCUGGCCACACAAUUUGGUGCCGGUGCCAGGGAACCCUUCUGCUGGCACUCUUGUACCAUGAACUACGGAUCGUCGAAAAUCAAGAUUCGGAUCUUACCAGACCUGGACGAGAACGAUGUGCUGAAGGUCAGAGUGGAAUACCAGUUAGCAAUCAAAGCAGGGCAGCUGGGAAAGGAGGAUUCUAUGAUACCCCGUCUGGGAUGUGCACAUCGGGCGGUCGAUCUGUGGCUCGCCAGCGUCUGUAACACGUAUGGGGACUUUGGCUGGACGCCGUCGCAUGUAUCGACCUGCAGUCUAUGCAAUAGCACUUUGACAUGUCUCCGGAAAGGGCCGUUACGUGUGGGGGAGGGGUCAGGACAAGCAGUAUACGACUUUUACGUCGAGAGAUGCCUCGGGAUUGGAAAUCUGUCUGUUCCAGACGACCAGUGGGCUUGUCAGAGGAGCCAUCCUGUAGGGGACCGGAGAGCUGUCGGUGAUUGCGACGAACGCUGCCCCUGGAGUCCUCACAAAUAUCACUUCCGCUCAUAGUUGACGUGUUCGACAUGCGCACAUAUCAUCCACGGGGUGGAGUAUUGACCCCAGACUCUGCGAGAUGUGUUCCUAGAUCACCGCGCCCGUUUGAAAUUCGUCGAGGCCAUCCUCUUACUAGUUGCCGAUGCUCCCUAAAUUGCAGAAACGGUGCGGCCUCUUCGAUGCCGGAGGAUUUCCAUAUUGAGCCUGAUGUGCAAGGAACAGCUGAGGCAAUUCGAAAUUGGUUCCAAAAUAAUCUAUUCAACGCAGGGGCUUCGGCCCCAUUUAUCAUGAGUUACGAAAAGAUCUAGUCUGGAAUAUCAAGCAUAUGGAAUGAUGUACAAGACAACAGUGAUGCCAUGGAAUCAAGAUGGGAAACAGUUACAAAAGGAGUAACCCUAACUUCUUGAUUAAGAAAUAGACCUGAUAAUAACUUUAUUUUUUGAGUAGCAUGUACUUCCUAAUACAAGAGAGAAAUGGAUAUAUAAAGCGCCGAAUUGCCUUGAAAAAUAUUAAGAAAGCUAUAAGCUUAUACGGCAUUUAAGGCCUACUUUACCUGACA
Aspergillus pseudonomiae is the source of this 2028-nucleotide messenger RNA. RefSeq lists its product as uncharacterized. The record is from RefSeq and is a predicted model, not a curated record. The transcript has a single exon. Lineage: Eukaryota; Fungi; Ascomycota; Eurotiomycetes; Eurotiales; Aspergillaceae. The coding region runs from base 261 to 1484 and encodes 407 amino acids. Gene Ontology annotation, molecular function: protein binding.